Blumeria graminis f. sp. triticale is the source of this 1593-nucleotide messenger RNA. NCBI's taxonomy places the organism in Eukaryota, Fungi, Ascomycota, Leotiomycetes, Helotiales, Erysiphaceae. The record is from the annotation of a GenBank genome assembly.
AUGGAGGGGAACCACUCUAAUAAUUACUCAUCUCGACCAGACAAUUUGUAUACUCAUCCUACACAUAUUAAUGCUUCAUCAGCAUCAGAAAGAAGUACACCUUCACAGCAGGCGAAUGACCUUAAUUUUUCCGAUCCCCCAGCUCAAAAUGAAAAUGUAUUACCAGCUGCACCACUAGAAAUUCAGUUUGACCACCAAAACUACCCAGCAGGAGCUCAAAGGCUUCAUCAGUACGACAAUCAGAGCACAACCAGCCAAGAUUCGAGGAACUAUGGAGCUCAUAGCUUGGGUAGGGCCGGUACAACAAAUUUUGGAGAAAGUAUCCCUUUGAGGGAUCAUUCAGCACUACCCUCACGGGAGGGUAACAUUACUGAUCAUGUCUAUGAUGCCUCAUCUCAAAAUUAUUCACAUCAAGCCCCAAAUACUAUAAAGAAGAACAGCACCUGGAAAAUGGUUAAUACAGGAAUAAAAUUACCAUAUGUUACAUAUCUUUUGACCUUGAUUCAAUGUGCCGUAUUUAUUGUUGAGAUAGUGAAGAACUUACAACUCACUGGAUCCCCGAUUGAAAUUCACCCUUCAUUCAACCCAAUGAUUGGCCCUUCUCCAUAUGUUCUCAUAAAUAUGGGUGCUCGUUAUGUUCCGUGCAUGCAUGCUGUUGAUGGUAUUCAAACACGGGCUAGCGGGGGAGAAAUCAACUGGCCAUGUCCCAACACAACUUCAAGUAAUAUAGCCAACUGCCAGCUGAACAACUUAUGUGGAUUUAACAUGCCAGCAAGCCAGAAUCCAGUUUAUCCCGGACAAAAUAUAUCCUUGAGUGCUUUCCAAAAUCAACCUAAUCAGUGGUUUCGAUUUAUUUUGCCCAUUUUUCUUCACGCAGGGAUCGUUCAUAUUGGAUUUAACAUGCUGCUGCAGAUGACACUAGGCAAAGAAAUGGAAAUUGCCAUAGGAUCUAUACGCUACUUUUUAGUUUACAUGUCCGCAGGGAUUUUUGGGUUUGUUCUUGGCGGAAACUUUGCAGCCACCGGAAUUGCUUCAACGGGUGCAUCUGGGGCUCUUUUUGGCGUCCUAGCCCUCAAUCUUCUUGAUCUACUCUACACAUGGGGAAAACGUAGAACUCCUUUGAAAGACUUUGCAUACAUUAUGCUUGACAUAGGCAUAUCUUUUGUUUUGGGACUCCUACCUGGCUUAGACAACUUCUCCCAUAUCGGUGGCUUCCUUAUGGGCUUAGUUCUCGGUAUAUGCAUUCUUCAUUCUCCAAGUGCACUUCGCGAAAGGAUCAAUCGGACCUCACCGCCGUACACAUCAGUCGGAGGGGUAAAAGGUGAUUUUAUGGACAGGUCUAGUAGAGAUGUAACUAGCUUCAUCAAGAGUCCACUAAAUUUUUUUACGCAACGACGACCAGCAUGGUGGGCAUGGUGGCUUGUUCGCGUCGGCAGCCUAGUUUUUGUUUUUAUCGUGUUCAUAUUAUUAUUAAGAAACUUCUACACAUUCAGGAGAACAUGCAGUUGGUGCAAGUAUUUGAGUUGCAUUGAUAUUAAUAAUUGGUGCGAGAUUGGUAAUCUUCAGCUAACAACACUUAACACAACUUCCUAG